This is a messenger RNA of Humulus lupulus (European hop), 915 nucleotides long. RefSeq lists its product as uncharacterized. NCBI's taxonomy places the organism in Eukaryota, Viridiplantae, Streptophyta, Magnoliopsida, Rosales, Cannabaceae. The record is from RefSeq and is a predicted model, not a curated record. Bases 308 to 661 code for a protein of 117 amino acids. The transcript is spliced from 2 exons.
UCCCUUCGCACGCAUUCUCCUCUCUUCUUCCUUUCCAUAAUUCCACUCAUUAUUUCUCAUAGCGCAGUAGACUCGAUUCGAAACGACGUAGUUUUAAGUUGAAAGGAAAGGUUCUGGUCUGUCACCAUCUUCUUCCUUCCUCAACGGAGAUUCUCUAUUCAUGGGAAACCCAUGAGUUCUAGCGCAGUGAAGAAGAAUCGGUCUACGGAGCUCGAAAGCGCAAAAUCUGGAUGAUUUUCUGAGUAUGAAUUGUUAGAUUUAGUGAAACAAUUUCAGAGUAUUUUGUGAUCGGAGUGUUGGAUUGGGAAUGUCUCUGAGAAUAAAAGCGGUGGUGGAUAAAUUCGUUCAGGAGCUGAAGGAAGCUCUGGACGCAGAUAUUCAGGACCGAAUUAUGAAAGAGAGAGAGAUGCAGAGCUAUAUCGAAGAGCGGGAACGUGAGGUCGCCGAGCGCGAGGCUGCUUGGAAAGCCGAACUCUCUCGUCGUGAGGCAGAGAUUGCGCGGCAAGAAGCAAGACUAAAGAUGGAGAAAGAAAACCUUGAAAAGGAGAAAAGUGUCUUGAUGGGAACCGCGUCGAAUCAAGAUAAUCAAGAUGGAGCUCUUGAAAUCACUGUAAGUGGAGAAAAAUAUCGGUGCCUCAGGUUUUCAAAGGCAAAGAAAUGAGACACUGAAAUGAAUAAAAGGCUGAAAUUUUGGGGUGGCUAGAUUCUAUGUGAUUUUUUCUUUUUUUUUGCCCUUUAACUUAAUAUAUGACUUUGGAGUUCUUAUUCACUCCUAAUGCUUUGUGUACACACAUGUAGGUAUCCCAUUACAACAAAAUUAAAUUGAUUAUGCCCUCUGAACAUUAUUGUUUGAUUCAGUGUAACGAGGUUUUUUUUUGGUUAAUGGAGAAAGAAAAAGGAACAUUUAUUUUGUUA